AUGACGUCGAUAUCACGGCACGACGUGAACGCGCUGCUAAGGCAGGUCCAGGGCAACUCUCUAUUCAAUCGACAGCUCUCCUCCAUCUGCCAGGUGAAUGGGCUUAAGAGCACCGGCGUCAAAGCGGAGCUUCAACGACGCAUCGUACAGCCCUCUGCUUAUGGAACGUAUGGUUUCUCCUUCAAGCCGAGCCCUUUCUAUUACGUUGAAGGCGCUGUAAGCGUGUUGCGUACCUCCAUGGCACAGCAUAGGAACUCUGUCACCAUCCCAUUGAGGUUAAGCGACCACCCCAUUGUGCAGCGAUGCAACGAGGAUAAAUCAUACAGGAUCAUGGUAUUCUGUGCUAGCGAUGACAGCGGCUUACAAGACGUUGCGUUUCCGCAUCAAUCCGAGCUUCGGGUAAACGGCGAUGAGAUCAAGGCCAACCUGCGAGGUCUCAAGAAUAAACCCGGCUCCACCAGGCCUGUUGACAUAACUAACACUCUCCGCUUGAGGGGAAAUUACAUGAAUAACAUUGAGUUUACAUAUGCGCUGACGAGCAGGGUAAAGUCUCUGCUAACGGUCUUCUUUUCUGGGCAGAAAUACUACCUAAUCGUCAACAUUUGCAAGACUACAUCAGUUCCUGAAUUGGUGACGACAAUAUCCAACCGCAGAAAGAUUUCCGAAGAAUCGGUAAUAUCAGAGCUGAAUAAAAUAGCACAAGAUCCAGAUGUUGUGGCGACAUCUCAGGUCUUAUCUCUGAAAUGCCCCUUAUCCUACAUGAGAUUAGAAGUACCAUGCCGCAGUCUGAGCUGUACACAUUUGCAAUGCUUCGACGCAACGUCUUACCUGCAGCUCCAGGAGCAAGGACCGCAAUGGCUAUGUCCUAUAUGUAACAAAUCUGCGCCAUUUGACCAACUAGCCGUUGAUGGCUAUGUCAAGGUCAUUCUAGAAAAUACAUCAAAGAGCCUGGAAACCGUUACCAUCGAACCAAACGGCAAGUGGUCUAGCAAACCACCCAAAGAGGAAACAUCAUCCAGGCCAAACGGGGCAGCACUUGAAGACGACGAUGAUGACGAUGAUGUGGAGGUAUCUGAAAUCAUCAUUGGCGGCCGUCGAAUAGAGACACCCAAGCAUAUGACCCCCUAUAAAGAGACUCCGGGUUCCGGUGGUGCAGAUGGCGGCUCAGCCCCGCGAGGCAGCACACACAGCGCCAAACGACCAACGCCAGCAGUUAUUGACCUGACGUUGUCGUCUGACGAUGAGGAGCCCAUCCAGCGACCGCAUAAACGCCAGCACACGGGAACAAGCAGUUACCGCGGCUCGUCAAGUCUCCCGUUCCUGAGCGAAUCUCCCAGCAACUACCCAUCGUAGGAGAGGGCGCUAGGGGCGGUGAGUAACAGACAUCCGCGGGCCAUAUCACACCAAAGAAAGCGCCGGAGAGGGUAGCGAGCGCUGUCUAUAAAGUGAAACCAAUAUAUAAGCAUUUACAUCAAGGGGAGAAGGGGAGGUGAUGGAGAGAGCGGCGAGAGGAGAGAGAAGUUUGAUUUAUCGAGUCAGCAGAGGCGUUCAGGGUGACGAGGGACAAAAAGGAUGAUUCCCCUAGGGUCGGUACAAUGCUAGUUUUGUCUGCUUUUUUUUUUAAUCAAAGGGGAGGAAAGAUGAAGUUGUAUGACUACCUAGAUUAGUGGCUAGCGACAGCUUGCCUAUUAGAUGUUUUAUUUAAGAAUCUGGAUACUUUGCUAUUGAG
Messenger RNA from Trichoderma virens Gv29-8, 1729 nucleotides. RefSeq lists its product as uncharacterized. The record is from RefSeq and is a predicted model, not a curated record. The transcript is spliced from 6 exons. The coding region runs from base 1 to 1353 and encodes 450 amino acids. Lineage: Eukaryota; Fungi; Ascomycota; Sordariomycetes; Hypocreales; Hypocreaceae. Gene Ontology annotation, molecular function: SUMO ligase activity; zinc ion binding. Gene Ontology annotation, biological process: protein sumoylation.